UAGAAGACUUCGGAUAUCCAAACAGGCGAGCUCAAUUAUUACCCGGAACUAAUUACAGCAGGGGUAUUUACCUAGUUUCCUGGCUGUCGUUUAAAUUGGUUGAAAGAGAAACAGUUAGAUUUGUUCACCCUAUUGUCGAUACCAUUUCCUCAAGGCAUCUUUGAAUUCGCGAACAUCUGAUUUUUAUCUUCUGCGGAUUUUGUGAAAGUUAAACGUUGGUCGACUGAUUCGAUAGGUUUUUGUGGAUUUUGGUUCAACAGCCACACCAUGGCAGCGUCUUCGGCAUCUUCAGGUGCAAAGUCAAUGUUCCAAUCUCUGAAAAAAUAUUUCAAGCAGCCAUGGGAGUACACAGGACCCUGUGCUAGUCCAGAAUAUAAGCUUGCAGUUCCUAUGGCCACUGAGUACCGUGUUUAUUGCCCUGCCACUAUUAGGGAAAAAGCUAUCGUACCUACUGCUGAUCCUGAGACAGUUUUUGACAUCAAGUAUUAUUCUCGAGACCAACGUCGUAAUCGUCCUCCAAUUCGCCGGACGAUCCUUAAGAAAGCUGACGUUGAGAAGAUGAUGAAAGAGCAAAAAUUUGAUGAAUCUGUUUUUCCUAAGGUUUAUCUGACUGCAUUCAUUGAGGAGGAUUAUAAUGCAAGGGGCGGAGGAUAUGAGUGAUCAAUCUCAUAUCGGAAAAAGUGACCAUCACACAUCGACUUCACAGCUUGCUGACAUGUGGUGGAAAAAAGUUUUGGCGUCCGAACCGAUUGUGGUUAGAUCAAGAAGUGGGACUGCUCUUUCCUUUCUUGUAAAUACAUUUCAGUAACAUUUACGUGAAAAUCAAGUUGGAUGAUGGCAAAAUAAAUUAUGUAAGACUGUACAUGUCUUUUGACUCUGCGUUUGUUACGCUUGCCAACUCUGGUGCACUUACCUUUGUUAUUGUUUAACUUGUUUUUUUCUUAUCUCUAUUGGAGCAUUAAUAUUUUCAUCAAUAAUUAUGGGCUUGUGAUUUUGAACAA
Papaver somniferum (opium poppy) is the source of this 1001-nucleotide messenger RNA. RefSeq lists its product as uncharacterized. Lineage: Eukaryota; Viridiplantae; Streptophyta; Magnoliopsida; Ranunculales; Papaveraceae. The transcript has 4 exons. The coding region runs from base 268 to 660 and encodes 130 amino acids. The record is from RefSeq and is a predicted model, not a curated record.